Molecule: messenger RNA, 411 nt
Organism: Lycium barbarum (goji berry)
Lineage: Eukaryota; Viridiplantae; Streptophyta; Magnoliopsida; Solanales; Solanaceae
Exons: 2
Coding region: 1-411 (136 amino acids)
Source: RefSeq, a predicted model, not a curated record
AUGGCUCCAUAUGAAGCUCUAUAUGGUAGGAAGUGUAGGUCCUCUACCAGUUGGUUUAAAGUCAGAGAACCAAAAUUAUUUGGGCCAGACCUUGUUCAUCAUGCUAUUGAAAAGGUAAAGCUUAUUCAGGAAUGGUUACGUACGGCUCAGAGUCGUCAGAAAUCUUAUGCAGAUAUACGACGACGAGAAUUGGAGUUUCAAGUAGCUUAUGAAUUGGAGCUACCAUCAGAACUGCAAGCAGUUCAUCCAGUUUUUCAUAUAUCCAUGUUGAGAAAAUGUGUUGGAGAUCCCUCAAGAAUCGUACCUGUUGAUGACAUCCAAGUCACAGAGAAUCUGACAUACGAGGAAGAAUCAGUUGUUAUUCUAGACCGACAAGUCCGCAACUCAGAAACAAAGAUGUGGCUUCAGUGA